ACAUGAGGGAGCCGGACUAUACUCCCGCCAGCAUCUAUGAGAUCGAUGUUAGGGUAUUCUUCCUCCAUCCAACUCGCGUUUGUUUUCAUAGAUCGAUUGGUGAUCACAGGACAAACACGGCCAAAAAGUUUCCAUGAGCAAAUACAGAGACAAGGGUCUUUUGAUCGUCAAUGUCGCCACAAUGUCGGCGUUUGCUUCAAGCAUGUACAAGGAGCUCAACGAGCUCCACGUAAAAUACGUGGACGAAGUCGUGAUUCGCCAGGGCUAGAGAUUUUGGCAUUCCCGUGCAACCAAUUCGCUGCGCAAGAGCCACUCAGGACGGAAUAUCUUCAAGAGACAGUCUCUUCUCGAUUUGGGCCACACUUCCCACUCUUUGAAAGGGUGGAUGUAAAUGGCCCAAACACCGCAGUUCUCUUCAGGUACCUCAAGGACAAGAGCGAUGGCGAUCGAAUUCGCUGGAAUUUCACAAAGUUUUUGAUCAAUCGAACUGGUGGAAUUGCUGGGAGAUACGCCCCUCACAUACCACCAUACAAAUUGGAGAUAUCAAGAGCCUCUUGGCUGUGGAGCUCCCAUUUGAGGAAGAAAAGAGAAAGAAUGCCCCCGAGGAAGAAGAACAGGAGGAAGAACCCUAAAACGUUUAUAAUGUAGGAGGGAAAAU
This is a messenger RNA of Selaginella moellendorffii, 658 nucleotides long. RefSeq names its product probable phospholipid hydroperoxide glutathione peroxidase. Bases 37 to 648 code for a protein of 203 amino acids. Gene Ontology annotation, molecular function: glutathione peroxidase activity. Gene Ontology annotation, biological process: response to oxidative stress. NCBI's taxonomy places the organism in Eukaryota, Viridiplantae, Streptophyta, Lycopodiopsida, Selaginellales, Selaginellaceae. The record is from RefSeq and is a predicted model, not a curated record. The transcript is spliced from 5 exons.